Molecule: messenger RNA, 939 nt
Organism: Pelodiscus sinensis (Chinese soft-shelled turtle)
Lineage: Eukaryota; Metazoa; Chordata; Testudines; Trionychidae
Product: olfactory receptor 52B2-like
Biological process (GO): G protein-coupled receptor signaling pathway
Cellular component (GO): plasma membrane
Molecular function (GO): olfactory receptor activity; G protein-coupled receptor activity
Source: RefSeq, a predicted model, not a curated record
AUGCCAGCCGACAAUCACACCUAUUCUGGCCCUGCAACCUUCAUCCUGACCGGCAUCCCUAGCACAGAGGGGUCUCAUGUCUGGAUCGCCAUCCCCUUCUGUCUCAUGUACUUUGCAGCUCUUCUUGGGAACUCUCUCCUCCUAUAUAUCAUACUAAGGGAGCGAAGCCUCCAUGAGCCCAUGUACCUUUUCCUCUCCAUGCUGGCCACAGCUGAUCUGCUGUUAUCCACCACCACAGUGCCCAAGAUGCUGGCCGUUUUUUGGUUCAGAAAAGGGGAAAUUUCUUUUGCUGCCUGCCUCACCCAGAUGUUCUUCAUCCAUGUCAGUGUUAUCAUCGAGUCAGGCAUCCUGCUGGCCAUGGCCUUUGAUCGGUACGUUGCCAUCUGUGACCCCCUGAUUUACACUGCCCUGCUCACCAAGCCUGUGAUCGGGAAGAUCGGGCUGGCGGUUCUCACAAGGAGUUUCUGUCUCAUUUUCCCUGUCGUCUUUCUCGUUUUGCGGCUGAAGUUCUGCAGAACCAACCUCCUGCCUCACAGUUAUUGCGAGUACAUGGCCAUAUCCCGGCUGGCCUGCGACGAUAUCUCAGUCAACCUGUGGUACGGCGUCGCCAUGGCUAUUUUAGCAGUUGGCUUGGACACUGUGCUCAUUGCUGUGUCUUACGUGCUGAUCCUCAGGGCCGUCUUCCGGCUCCCGUCCAAGGGCGCCCAAUACAAGGCUCUGCGCACCUGUGGCUCCCACAUUAGUGUCAUCCUGAUGUUCUACACACCGUCCUUUUUCUCAUAUUUUGCAUACCGAUUUGAGCGCAUCAUCCCAGGUUAUAUUCUCAAUCUACUAACCUACCUCUACGUGCUCCUUCCCCCCAUGUUAAACCCCGUCAUUUAUGGGGUGGCAACAAAAGAGAUCCUGAAACGUGUGAUUAAGGUGUUUUAUCGGUGCUGA